AUGUCGGACCUCGAAGCCAAUUCGAUACUGAACAAGCAAGAGAAGAGCCUAGUGCACCAAUCUGUUCCUAUAUCGGACUUUGGAAUUGGCGAUAGCGCCGCAAUCAAGCCAAGCUGGUCGUUUCGACUCUACUCUACCCUCCAAAAGCUCGAUCAUUAUGGCGUUGAGUCUCGUGGUAUCGAGAGAGUAGCGUCGGUUGAAAGACACAAGGCGACUUUAUCAACAUGGACUGGGCUGUGUCUGAUCUGGACAUCCGCCGGUAUGGGACUCAGCACCUUCGCAACUGGGCUCAUAGGUCCUCUGUACUACAACCUCACUUUUGCCCAAACGGUCGGUAUAAUUUUUGGCGCUGGCUUUCUCGGAGCCUUGGUCUCCGGCUGGCUUGCAACAUUUGGAAAAAGGAACGGUCUUAGAGCUCUGACCAAUUCCAGAUAUACCUUUGGAUACUACGGUGCUAUGUUUAUGGCAUUCCUCAAUGUCAUCACUGAGGGUGCUUUCGGGAUACAAAUGGCGAUUCUUGGUGGCCAAGCUUUGGAAGUCGUGUCGAAGGGCAGACUUCCUGUUGCCGGCGGCAUUCCGCUCGUUGUCAUGGUCAGCUGGCUCAUCGCUACCGGUGGCUACAAAUUCAUACACUAUUGGUCGAGAAUCGGGUUCGUGUUCCCGUUGAUUGUCUGUAUCGCCAUGCUGGCGAAAUCGAGUCCAAUGUUUUCCAAUGCUGGCACUGCUACACUUGAUGCUGCCACUCAGAAUGGCUUGACACUAUCUUAUUUUGCCAUCAUCUUCGGUAGCGGAUCAGGCUGGGCAGCGGUCUCGGCAGACUAUUAUAUCUAUCUCGAUGAGAGGACCCCAAGCUGGAAACCCUUCCUCAUGUCCUUCUUAGGAACAUGGCUUCUCCCGACUCUCAUGUAUUCCUGUGGAGCAGGAUAUGGAAGCAUCUUGCUCAACAAUGCUGACUGGGCGGAAUACUACGAGGCAAAUGGAGAAAGUGCGCCUGCUCUUAUUCUAUACUCCCUUGAAUCACUCGGUAAUGUGCGCUACUUCUUUGUCUUCAUCAUGGCUAUCUCAACCCUCAACAACAACAUUUUCAACCUGUACAGCAUCAGCAUCUCCAUGCAACUCUUCGGCAAAUGGACCACCUACGUGCCCCGCAUGAUCUGGAAUUUGGUCGGCGCGAUCGUCGUUUUCCUUAUCGCCAUCAUCGGUCGAGAUUCCAUCUAUACCAUUAUUGGCAAUUCCGUCGCAGUCAUCGCGUACUGGACUGCCAUCUUCUUCGCCAUAAUUCUCAUCGAGGACAGGGUCUUCCGUCGACGAACGGGCUACGAUCACUCCGGGUGGAACGAUUCCGGUAAGCUCCCUAAGGGGUAUGCUGCAAUGCUUGCAUUUGGUAUCGGCGCCGCUGGUUCUAUCAUCGGUAUGGGGCAGACGUGGUAUUACGGGCCAAUUGCGCGACAGAUCGGCGAAGAGGGUGGCGACGUCGGUAUCGAGCUUGGGAUGCUGUUCGCCAUCAUCGUGUACCCUGUGCUGCGUCAUCUCGAAUUGAAGAAAUUUGGCAGAUAG
Aureobasidium pullulans EXF-150 is the source of this 1557-nucleotide messenger RNA. RefSeq lists its product as uncharacterized. Gene Ontology annotation, molecular function: transmembrane transporter activity. Bases 1 to 1557 code for a protein of 518 amino acids. Gene Ontology annotation, cellular component: plasma membrane; fungal-type vacuole membrane. NCBI's taxonomy places the organism in Eukaryota, Fungi, Ascomycota, Dothideomycetes, Dothideales, Saccotheciaceae. Gene Ontology annotation, biological process: transmembrane transport. The transcript has 5 exons. The record is from RefSeq and is a predicted model, not a curated record.